AUGGUUCGUACCAAGAAAAAGAAAACCCUAACGGUGCCGAGAAGAAAGCUUCCAUUAGAUAUCGAAGAAGAGAUACUCGCUCGAGUUUCACCUCGAUCUCUCCGUCGCUUCAAAUUCGUCUGCAAAGAUUGGGACGCUCUUUUGAAAAGUAAGAUUUUCGUCAACAAAAACUUUGCUUGCGGUCGCUCUGAAUUCAUGAUACAGACACAUUCUCACAUCUACUCGAUAAACGUCGAUCUCAACGACGAUCCAACUAUAAAAGUGACUGAUUUAUGCUUUGAUUCACCCCGUCGUCACCGUUAUUUUGUAUGUGGGAUCUGCGAUGGUCACCUCUUCAUUGACUCUAGUUUGGAAGGAAGCCUGGUUUGGAAUCCGUUGUUAAUAGAAAAGCCUGAGAAGAUUGCCAAGGAUGUUGUAUGUGGCAGAAGUAUGGGUUACCAAUACGAUGGUAGUGGUACCAAAAAGAUUUACAAGAUUAUUGGAUGUUGCUCUACUGAUAGGAUCGAUAGAGUUGCAGUCUUAGAAUUUGCAACCAAUAAGUGGGAGGUUACUCAUUGUACUACUUCUGAUAAAACUGUAGGAUCAAGAGACUUGUGUAUGGUCUCUUUGAAUGGAAAUUUGUACUGGACAGGUUCUAAAUAUCCCCACAAUGGCGAGUAUUUUAUCGAAAUGCUCGAUUUUUCGAAAGAGAUAGUUAAGAUCUUUUGUAUACUACCAUGUGUGGGGAAAAAACAAGGUUCCCAUACUCGUGCGCUAUCGAUUUACAAGGGAGACCGGUUUUCAGUGUUACAACAAUCCAGAAAAACAGGAGAGACUGAGAUUUGGGUGACAGAGAAGAAAAUUGGCAAUGGGGAUGAUGGAGGCAAUGUGGUCUGGAUUAAGUUCUUGAAUAUCUUAAGACCUGACUUCCCCAUGAUAGUUAGGCACCACUCUACAAGUUACUUCGUCGAUAAUAACAUCUAUGGAAAGAGCUUUGUUAUGUGUUGUCGUAGCAAGAAACCUAAACAAGCUUGGGUCUAUAUUGUGAGGGGAGAUAUAUGCAAAAAGAUUAAGAUAGAUGAAGUGGCAUGUGAGUUUAAGUCAUCUGCCUAUGUUCCUAGUUUGAUCACCAUAUCUCGUAAAGAGACAGAGACACAACAUAUGAACUCGAUUAGUCGGUGCAUGUCUCAUAUUAUACAUACGACCAAACAAAUUCAUGUUGGCUGA
Molecule: messenger RNA, 1206 nt
Organism: Capsella rubella
Lineage: Eukaryota; Viridiplantae; Streptophyta; Magnoliopsida; Brassicales; Brassicaceae
Product: putative F-box protein At1g58090
Exons: 1
Coding region: 1-1206 (401 amino acids)
Molecular function (GO): protein binding
Source: RefSeq, a predicted model, not a curated record